AUGAACUUCAGUUUUGUCUACGGCUACAUUUUUCUGUCGUUUUUCUUCUUAUCGUGCAAUGCCUACAAAAUAGGAGCAAUAUUCCGAGAACGAGAAGAUGCACACCUGGAAGCAGCACUCCGCUACACAGUUGAAUGGCUAUCACAGCGUGGGAUCUAUGGAGACAUAGAUCUUGUUAUAGAGUAUAUUGAUGUUUUGGAUCACUAUGACGCUAUCAAAAAAGCCUGUAAAAUGCUGGAGAAAGAUCAUAUAGUGGCACUACUCGGCGGGUCUCACGGCGCUCUAAAUGCUCAACUGGAGAGGAUUACUGAUGAUUUGGACAUCCCAUUCCUCACUGCAAUAGAUGAUUUGCGAACGGACAUGGGAAAGUCAAAAAUCGAUUUCUGGCCACGUCCUCAACUUUUCGAAGCAGUGGUAGAUAUGUUUACUCAUUGGAAGUGGAAUCGUGUAGUGCUCGUUUAUGAGGAUGAUGAAAGAAUUCGAAGAUUGGAGCAACUUUUAGAAAGUGAGGAAUAUGCAUCUAUCCGUUUUUAUCUCAUAAAAGUGCAUAAUGGAGACUACAUGAGAGCCGCGCGCCAAGUGAAAGAACUCGAAGAAUGUCGCCUGCUUCAUAGAAAAGAUUGCUCAGAGUUCAGCCGCCUUCUAGUAGACAUGAAUCCAGAACACACUUACAACUUUCUCCUAGCCUCUCUUCAAAUGGGACUCAUCGAGCUGAAGCACUGGUUUUUGCUCACCAACAUGGAGUUGUCCACCAUGGACAUGGAGCUUUUCCGUUAUAAUCACGCCCGUUUCAUAUCUCCAUACCCUGUUGACUCGACUUUUUUGACUGAGAAUCGCGACGCGUUCAACUUCUCGCACUUCAAAGAGCACGUCUCCGAGAAGUGGGCAAUGAAAACCGACAACAGCCGGAAUUUGAAGAUGAUGGAAGCCGUCUUCACUUUUGACGCCGUCUACGCAUUCGCCAAUGUGUUCAACGAGCUGUCAAGUCAUAUGCAAAUGAAUGAUGUGCCGCAGACGUUGUGUCGGAAGUCGACGAGGAAUUCAAGGAAGUAUCAACAUGGAAGAUCGUUGAUUGACAAUAUUGUACAUAAUGAUCUACACGGACUAUCUGGAGAUUUGAGAAGAUUGAAUGGGCACCCUUUGAAGAGCAAUUUCUCGAUGAGGAUUCACUUAUUGGGUUAUAGUGGGAGAUUGGAUGAUAAGAAAAAUGACGGCAUUGGCUUCUGGGAGCCAGCCACUAACGUGCAUGUGAAUAUGUCCGGGGACUCCAAGGCUCAACUUCAACGGAACGUUCAAGUAUCCGAUGAACUAAAACCCCAUUUCCGUGUCACCACAAUUAUGGAAAGACCUUAUGUGAUGCUCAAAAAGAACCAUUAUGAGCUUGACUCGAAUUCCAAGUUCGAAGGAUUUUGUAUAGAUCUACUCGCCGAGUUAUCCAAGGAUCUAGGAUUCACCUAUACUAUUCAUGCGGUUAAAGAUGGAAAAUAUGGGAAUGACAAGUAUGGAAAUGGGUCGUGGGAUGGAAUGAUUGGAGAGAUUCUUCGUGGUGAAGCUGAAAUGGCAGUGGCUCCAUUGACCGUGAAUUAUAGAAGAUCUGAGGCUGUAGACUUUACGAAACCCUUUUUAUCUCUUGGAAUUAGUAUACUUUAUAAAGUUCCUGAUGAUCAACAACCCGAUUUGUUCUCGUUUUUAAACCCGUUAUCCUGGCAAAUUUGGACAGCAAUCGCAACUUCUAUCAUUACCGUAACACUUGGAAUGUACUUUGUCGCCAAUGUCACUCCAUACGAAUGGAAUUUGAAUUUUUCUUGCUGUACUGCCCAUGAACCUCAUCCAGCAGCAGCCUUCGCUACAAGCCAGGAAGCUCCAAUCGUAAUGUCCAACAACUAUAGUUUUUGGAAUACAGUAUGGUACGUGUUGAGUACAAUGUUAAAAGGUGGAUGUGACUUUGGACCGAGAGCGGUUUCCACUAGACUUCUUGGAGGUAAGCUCAAUCUUUUUUUUCUCAUAAUUUCCUUAUGUUUAGGUACCUGGUGGGUAUUCUAUCUCGUUAUUAUAUCCGCCUACACCGCUAACUUGGCUGCCGUUCUGACCGUAUCCCGUCCCUACAUCCCUAUUAAGAACCUGGACGAUUUGGCAAACCAAACCACAAUAUCGUAUGGAACGAUUCGAGGUGGAUCCACGAUGCAAUUCUUUCAAGAGUCUCGAAUUGCGGCACAUGUGAAGAUGUGGGAGUAUAUGAAGGAUAAGGAUGUGUUUGUCACCAGCAACGGAAAAGGUGUCGAGAGAGCGUUGAGCAUGAACUAUGCAUAUUUAAUGGAGUCCACAUCAUUGGAAUAUGAGACACAGCAGAAUUGUAAUCUCACACAAAUUGGUGGUGUUCUAGGCUCCAAGGGUUAUGGAAUAGCAUUGGCUAAAAAAUCCGACUGGACCGACAGAAUCUCUCGUCAAAUUCUCCUCUACGCCAAACGCGGAAUAAUUGAAAUGAAAAAGACCAAGUGGUGGAGAAGCAAAGGAGCGGCAUGUACGAGCACCGCGUCGGCUGUCAAGCAUGACCGAUUCGCACUCAGCAUGUACAAUGUGGCCGGACUCUUCAUAACUUUGGGGGUCGGAAUUGUUUUGGCGGUGAUUGUGGUCAUAUUUGAGCUCUUGUAUCGGUGUCAUCACAUUUCGAAGAAAGAGGGAAAACCGUUCCUGGAGGAAUUGUGCUAUGAAUUGAAGUUUGCAAUGAACAUGACCUCGCUCUCCGAUCACCGAUCUCGCCAGAAAAUGUCUAUGUGUAUGAACAACGGAAAUGGGAAACCAAACCAUUUGAAUGAGAAUGGAAAGUGUUGCCGCCAAUAUGAUGAUCUGGAAGAGGGGAUUGUCUCCGAUUCGUCGGGUCGAAAAGUGAAGAGCCAGGAUUCCGAAGCUGUCGUUUCAUCUGCACCUGUUGCCGAUCCUGAUCCAGUCGCCACCGAUUUAAAAUCUCCUCUGAACCAUCCUCAAGUCAGCUCUCCAUCCUUUCCACAAUCUCCACCAAUAGCGAUGGUCACACCUCCAUACUACGAGCCAAAGAAGGAAUUCAAAAAGUGUCACCGAUCGGUUUGUGACGAAUCGAAUCCUAACCACUCCCGCCUAUGCCCUCGACAUCUACCGUAUACCGAAUACGUUCAUCAGACUGAAUUCAAAAAAUCGCAUAGAUCUGUGAGAAAGAAGAGUGAGAGAUCUCAAAAGAACCGGAGUGACGAAGACAACUCGACACCACCCGAUUCUCAAUAUUCCACCAAGUCCAAAAAGUCUUCUAAGACGUCGAUGAAGAGCUCCAGAAGAUCAGACCGCAGUUCAAAAAUGGAACGGACUCAAACAGAAGAAGACACAGUGAAAACGGAUAAAAGUUCGAAGCGUUCCAAAACUGUGUACACUGAUAACACAGAAACCAGCAAAGUCAGCAAAGUCUCCAGCCGAAAGUGA
This is a messenger RNA of Caenorhabditis briggsae, 3450 nucleotides long. RefSeq names its product Protein CBR-GLR-5 (gene Cbr-glr-5). Gene Ontology annotation, biological process: monoatomic ion transport; synaptic transmission, glutamatergic; modulation of chemical synaptic transmission. Gene Ontology annotation, molecular function: transmitter-gated monoatomic ion channel activity involved in regulation of postsynaptic membrane potential; glutamate-gated receptor activity. The transcript is spliced from 12 exons. NCBI's taxonomy places the organism in Eukaryota, Metazoa, Nematoda, Chromadorea, Rhabditida, Rhabditidae. The record is from RefSeq and is a predicted model, not a curated record. Bases 1 to 3450 code for a protein of 1149 amino acids. Gene Ontology annotation, cellular component: postsynaptic membrane; plasma membrane.